This is a messenger RNA of Ruditapes philippinarum (Manila clam), 3141 nucleotides long. RefSeq lists its product as uncharacterized. Gene Ontology annotation, molecular function: protein tyrosine phosphatase activity; scavenger receptor activity. Gene Ontology annotation, biological process: protein dephosphorylation. Lineage: Eukaryota; Metazoa; Mollusca; Bivalvia; Venerida; Veneridae. The record is from RefSeq and is a predicted model, not a curated record.
UGUUAUGUGUAAAUGUUGAAGCGGUUUGUCCGGCGGGAAAGGCAGGACAGGCUUGCGACAAAUAUAAUUAUGCUUACAACAAACCAGCCAAUCAGAAGGAAGAUUGGAUGUCACACUCCGCCCACUUUGCCGUAGACAACAAUGGAACGUCAUGUACGGUGAUGAAUCCGCCAGUCGAGAACCCGUGGUGGUCUGUAGAUUUGAGAAAAGACAUGUUCAUUGAUGGAAUUGAUCUCUUUAUUGGGCAGGAAACGCUUAAUGAAUUGAUAACGUAUGCCAUUGAAGUACAGAAAGAUGGAGAAACAACAUGGAGCAUGUGUCACGCUGAUAGUAAGACCGGAAGUAAUAGCUUCAGUAGCCCCCUCAGAGUUCGGUGUAACUCCCGGAUGAAGGGUAGAACAGUUAGAUUCACGGCAUAUCAUCAAAGCAUCAAUUUGGUGUUCUGUGAUGUGGGAAUUUAUGGGGCAUGUGUUGAUGGUUCAUAUGGCAACUAUUGCGAACAUGAUUGCGGACAUUGUAAACUGAACAGCCCUGUCUGUGACAAAACUACCGGACGGUGCCCGACAGGGUGUGAUACCGGCUGGUACGGGCCGACUUGUGACAAAGUUUGUCCACACGGUAAAUAUGGUGACCAGUGCGCCAGUAACUGUGGUCAUUGUAAAUACAACGCUACUUGUUUCCGGUUUAAUGGAGAGUGUCCGAAUAAUGGAGCUUGCGAGGACGGGUACCAAAGUCCAUUUUGCCAACAAUUGUGCGUUGAUGGCACGUGGGGCGCCGGAUGUAAGAAGUGUGGUCAUUGUAGGUAUAAUCAACCGUGCAACAAGUUCAAUGGCACGUGCACGAACGGUUGUGCUACAGGAUACGACACUGCCUUAUGUGAUAAAGAGUGUAGUUUCGGUUUAUACGGAGACGAGUGCUUGUUGGAGUGUGGUAAUUGCUACAACGUUACUGAACCUGUGUCGUGUAACAUAGCAACCGGCAAAUGUGAUGUAUCCUGUGCCCCGGGUUAUAUAGAAGACUCAAAAUCACGUGACAGCCGAACCCAGUGCAGGACAGAAUGCGAGUUAUACAAAUGGGGAUUUAAUUGUGAAAAUGACUGCGGUAAUUGCGCAAGGCAGAAUGGGUCCGUUACUGAAAAAGUGCCAUGUUUAAGAUCAGACGGAAGUUGUUUGACUGGAUGCAUGCCCGGCUGGCAGGGACUAUUUUGUGAAGAUCCAUGUAGCAGUGGUACGUAUGGCGUAAGCUGUGAAAAUAAAUGUGGAAAGUGUAAAAAUGGUGCUAGUUGUAACACCAUCACGGCAGAGUGUCCUGGUGAAUGUGAAGAUGGUUACCUUGGUAAAACGUGCCAAGAAAAAUGUCAGAUAGGGAAGUACGGUUACAAAUGUCAAAAUAGUUGCCCUGUAAACUGUGAGACAGAUUGUUCACAUACAGACGGUUCGUGCAUCUGCAAAAAUGGCUGGACCGGAAACAUGUGCAUGGAAGUGUGUCCAGCUAAUCAUUAUGGUAAAAAUUGUGCAUCAGUUUGUGGAAACUGUAAGUCUGGGACAACGUGUCACCAAGGAGACGGGCGUUGCCAUGAAGGAUGUGCCCCGGAAUGGACCGGGCUAAUAUGUGAUGAAAAGAAAAUAAUCGAAAAAUAUGAAAGAUCUUAUGGUGAUGUCAUAGGGGGCGCUAUAGGUGGCGCUAUAGCCCUUGGGCUUAUCAUAGCGCUUGUGGUUUGGAUUGUUUGGCGAUAUAAACAAGAUAAAUCCAUUCAUAUCCGAGAGUUGGCGUCCUCAUUGCGCCGGAUGUCGAUCCGAGGUAGCAAAUCACUGAGACGCUCGAUACAGCGUCUGUCAAUGAGAGGACGAAGAAAUGAUCAACAACGGCUCGGGAAAGGGGCGGAGGCUCCUGCGAAGUCAAACGGUACACGAGCAGGUAAACCCCACCACGCUGCUCGCCGCAUGUACGAUUGUGUGAAAGUCCAGUCCAAUAUGAUACAUUUUGACGAUUUUUCAAGAAUAUACCUUCAACUACAAGAAGCCACCCCGGACGGUCGGACACUUCUUUAUGAUUCAUUUCAGUCUUUCCUAGAGCAAAGACCACUUGACCAUUCAACAAACGCUAACGGGCAUUCUAAUAGUUCAUAUUACAAUGCAGCAGUUGAGCCGGAUGAUAUCCAAAUUAACAUUGGUUCAAAUACAACAAACAGAAUUCCCGAAUUUUUACCACUGGGUUCGAAUCUCAGUGGGUUCCUGUUAGUCAAUGCCCCAGCAGCCUCAGAGGUUCUGUGGAAUCAUUUACAACAAAGACAAAUAGAAACCAUUAUAACUAUCGGAAAGGGAGCAUCGUUUUCGUGGCGUCCAGGCGAGAGGAUAACUGUUGGACAUGACGUCAUUGAGUGUAUUGACGUCCAGUUGCAUGGUUCACAUAAAGAAACUAAACUAACAGUUCAAAGAGUUGGGACAAGAGGAAGACGCGGUGUCAGGCAUUUAGAGUGUUUCUUCUGGAACAAAAAUGAAAAGUUUCCAUUAAUACCAACUUUGUUAAUGUUCAUGGAACGUUUCCAGCUCAUUCAGAGAGAAAGGGAAAGAAUCAUCCUUGUUAAUUAUAUGGAGCUUCAUGACCAGGCAGUAUUGUUUACACUAGUGGCUUCCUCUCUAGAAAUUCUUAAUGAAUCCAAGCGUACAGACGUCCUCAGAACUGUUGCCAUUGGAGGAAAUGCCACAGCAAAAUCCAUCAGAACAUUUGAGGAAUUCAAGUAUCUUCAUGACGUCAUUUUUCAAUACAUAAGAAUGAUGGAUAACCGCACAGGUUCUACUGCUAUCUGAUGGGAAAGACAUUGUGUUUAUAAUUAGGUCAGCUAAAUGAGGUUCUUUUUAAAAGCAUUAGCGCAUUAUUUACUGUAUAUUCAACUUACAUAGAACCUCUGUAAACUUGCCAGUUUUACAUGUUUCUACACGAUGUAUUGAUGUGAAAUGAAUUGUUUUGUAUUAUAAAAUACAAGCAAUUAGGUAAGAAUAUAUAAAAGAAUACUAAGUAUUCAAAAACAAUUAUAAUGUUGUACGUAGUGUUAAAACUAAAGGUUAAGCAAAGGAAAACUAGUAUCUAAGUAGUCAGUACACGUGUACAGUUGUCAUGGCGACAUUCAGUUUAUGGAAU